AUGCUGUGCAGCCCGCCGGCAUAUCGAUCACCGCGUCACGUGGCCGACGGGAGGAUCACGAUCUCUCGAGCCCGGAACGCCAAGAGCGUUGUGAUCACGCUCAGCUCACGCGAGUCCCACCAGCCACCUCCUGGUCUAAUAUUUGCACCUCGUGAAGCUUCCCACAGCUCGGCUCGUUGGAGCGUUUUUGCGUGGAGCUCUGGAGCCCUGGAGCCCUGGAGCCCUGGAGCCGCCGACAGUCACGACUGCGACUUCCGGCGAGAUAGCUCCCCCCUCCCCUCACAAUUCCCCUCCGCCCUUCGUACUCCGGCGUCUUGUAACGGGGAGUCGACUCUCAAUGAAAUAAUUACUCUUACCGCGAUGGGC
This is a messenger RNA of Iphiclides podalirius (scarce swallowtail), 366 nucleotides long. Lineage: Eukaryota; Metazoa; Arthropoda; Insecta; Lepidoptera; Papilionidae. The record is from the annotation of a GenBank genome assembly.